CGGGAUCGGCGGCUGCGGCGGCGCACUACCGGCAUGGCCGCUCUCUACGGGGGUGUAGAGGGGGGAGGCUCACAGUCCAAGGUCCUUUUACUCUCAGAGGAUGGGCAGAUCCUGGCAGAAGCGGAUGGACUCAGCACAAACCACUGGCUGAUCGGGAAAGACAAGUGUUUGGAGAGGAUCAACGAGAUGGUGAACAGGGCCAAGAUGAAAGCGGGGGUGGAUCCUCUGGUCCCUCUACGAAGCUUGGGCCUGUCCCUGAGCGGAGGGGAGCAGAAGGACGCGGUAAAGAUGCUGACGGAGGAGCUGAGGGACCGAUUUCCCUACCUGAGUGAAAGCUAUUUAAUCACCACCGAUGCUGCCGGCUCCAUCGCCACGGCUACGCAGGAUGGUGGGAUCGUGCUCAUCUCUGGGACAGGUUCCAACUGCAGGCUCAUCAACCCGGAUGGCUCCGAGAGUGGCUGUGGCGGCUGGGGCCACAUGAUGGGGGACGAGGGCUCAGCCUACUGGAUUGCACACCAAGCAGUGAAAAUAGUGUUUGACUCUAUUGACAACCUAGAGGCGGCUCCUCAUGACAUUGGCUACAUCAAACAGGCAAUGUUCAACUAUUUCCAGGUGCCAGAUCGGCUAGGAAUCCUCACCCACCUGUAUAGGGACUUUGAUAAAUGCAGGUUUGCUGGGUUUUGCCGGAAAAUUGCAGAAGGUGCUCAGCAAGGAGAUCCCCUUUCCCGUUUUAUCUUCAGGAAGGCUGGGGAGAUGCUGGGCAGACACAUUGUGGCUGUGUUGCCUGAGGUUGACCCGGCCUUGUUCCAGAGGGAGAUGGGCCUCCCCAUCCUGUGUGUGGGCUCUGUGUGGAACAGCUGGGAGCUGCUAAGGGAAGGUUUCAUUCUGGCACUGACCCGGGGCAGAGAGAAACAGGCCCAGAACUCCUUCUCCAGCUUCACCCUGAUGAAGCUGCAACACUCCUCUGCCCUGGGCGGGGCCAGCCUAGGGGCCAGGCAUAUUGGGCACCUCCUCCCCAUGGACUACACUGCCAAUGCCAUUGCCUUCUACUCCUACACCUUCUCCUAG
Messenger RNA from Puma concolor (puma), 1068 nucleotides. It is a transcript of the gene NAGK, whose product is annotated as N-acetylglucosamine kinase. Gene Ontology annotation, molecular function: N-acetylglucosamine kinase activity. NCBI's taxonomy places the organism in Eukaryota, Metazoa, Chordata, Mammalia, Carnivora, Felidae. The record is from RefSeq and is a predicted model, not a curated record.